Sus scrofa (pig) is the source of this 3487-nucleotide messenger RNA. It is a transcript of the gene KCTD9, whose product is annotated as potassium channel tetramerization domain containing 9. Gene Ontology annotation, molecular function: protein binding. NCBI's taxonomy places the organism in Eukaryota, Metazoa, Chordata, Mammalia, Artiodactyla, Suidae. Gene Ontology annotation, biological process: intracellular signal transduction; protein homooligomerization. The record is from RefSeq and is a predicted model, not a curated record.
GACUGAGGAGCCCAGGGGCGGGGUGGGAAGGAGGACCGGCCAACCUUGGGGUGUGGGACGGAGAGUGCGUGCCUGUGUGUGUGUGCGUCUGUAAGGGAAGGAAGGUGGCGAAGGGAGGAGAGUCCGAGUGGGUGGCGGGAGGGGAAGGGCGGGAGAAGAAAAAGGUGGGAGGAGAGCCAGGUGGGAGGGUGGCGACUCACUCAGGACCCAGUGGGGGCAGCGCGAUGAGGCGGGUGACCCUGUUCCUUAACGGCAGCCCCAAGAAUGGAAAGGUGGUCGCGGUGUAUGGAACUUUAUCUGAUUUGCUUUCUGUGGCCAGCAAUAAACUCGGCAUAAAAGCCACCAGUGUGUAUAAUGGAAAAGGUGGACUGAUUGAUGAUAUUGCUUUGAUCAGGGAUGAUGAUGUUUUGUUUGUGUGUGAAGGAGAACCAUUUAUUGAUCCUCAGACAGAUUCCAAACCACCUGAAGGGUUGUCAGGAUCUCACACAGACUGGCUAACAUUAAAUGUUGGAGGGCGGUACUUUACAACUACACGGAGCACUUUAGUGAAUAAAGAACCCGACAGUAUGCUGGCCCACAUGUUUAAAGAUAAAGGUGUCUGGGGAAAUAAGCAAGACCAUAGAGGAGCUUUCUUAAUUGACCGAAGUCCUGAGUACUUUGAACCCAUCUUGAACUACCUGCGUCACGGACAACUAAUUGUAAAUGAUGGUAUUAAUUUAUUGGGUGUGUUAGAAGAAGCUAGAUUUUUUGGUAUUGACUCAUUGAUUGAACACCUAGAAGUGGCAAUAAAGAAUUCUCAACCACCAGAGGAUCAUUCACCAAUAUCUCGAAAAGAAUUUGUCCGAUUUCUGCUAGCCACUCCAACCAAAUCAGAAUUGCGUUGCCAGGGUUUAAACUUCAGUGGUGCUGAUCUUUCUCGUUUGGACCUUCGAUACAUUAACUUCAAAAUGGCCAAUUUAAGCCGCUGCAAUCUUGCCCAUGCUAAUCUCUGCUGUGCAAAUCUUGAACGAGCUGAUCUCUCUGGAUCAGUGCUUGACUGUGCAAAUCUCCAGGGAGUGAAGAUGCUCUGUUCUAAUGCAGAAGGCGCAUCCCUGAAACUGUGUAAUUUUGAAGAUCCUUCUGGUCUUAAAGCCAAUUUAGAAGGUGCUAAUCUGAAAGGUGUGGAUAUGGAAGGAAGUCAAAUGACAGGAAUUAACCUGAGAGUUGCUACCUUAAAAAAUGCAAAGCUGAAGAACUGUAACCUCAGAGGAGCGACUCUGGCAGGAACUGACUUAGAGAACUGCGACCUGUCUGGGUGUGACCUUCAAGAAGCCAACCUGAGGGGUUCCAACGUGAAGGGCGCCAUCUUUGAGGAGAUGCUGACACCACUACACAUGUCCCAAAGUGUCAGAUGAGGGUCCCAGAGCUGAAGCAAGAGGCCGAAGAUGGAAAAUGUUUUCCUUACCACUUUUCUUUCUCCACCCACUCAGUUGUCUAGAAGAAAUAACACUGUAAGGAAAUUUAAAAAAAAAAAAAAAAAAUUAGAGGAUUAUGCUUGUUUUCAGUGGUGCGUAAAGGAAAAAAGUGACUUUUUUCCCCCACUUUCUGAUUUUAACAGAGAAGCACUCAUUUAAUAGACAUAGGGAAGCUAGAUGAGAUUGUUGCCUUUUGAGUGGAGUAGGGGGACCUGCCUGGCUUUGUGACCAGGAAUAGUAUCUAUUAUAUUUGCUUUUAAAUAGGCAUGAUGUGGAAAUACCAUCUUAAAUUUGAAAUGCAUUUGAAAUUUAAUUUAUGAAAAGCACAACUUAUGCAAUUAUAUUUAUUGAAUCUCUAGAUGCAGUAUGGAUAUUUAAAUUGUUAAAUCUUAUGAAAAUUUUGAAAAGGUUGUUCAGGUUUAUAAAUAGCUUUAGUGAUGCCUACCCUACUUCGAAAUACCUGUCCCACCCCGUGAAUAAUGGUGAGAUCAGACUCCCCAAGGCUCUCUUUUCAGGUUCCUUUUUAUAAUUAAAAAAACAAAACAAAACAAAACAUUAGGAGUGCCCGUUGUGUCUCAGCAGCCGUUGUGUCUCAGCGGUAACAAACCUGACUAGUAUCCAUGAGGAUGCAGGUUCAAACCCUGGCCUCGCCCAGUGGGUUGGGGAUCUGGUUUUGCCACAAGGUAUGGUGUAGGUCACAGAUGAGGCUCGGAUCCCACAUUGCUGUGGCUGGGGUAUAGGCCAGCGGCUACAGCUGAGAUUCACCCUCUAGCCUGGGAACCUCCAUAUGCCAGGGGUGCAGCCCUAAAAAGACUUUAAAAAAAAAAAAUUAGCUAAAUAAAGAAAUGCUUUGUUGCUGAUUGAGACAGAGCAGAAGGAAAGAGACAUUAUUGUCCAUUGUUGUCAGCUGAAGGUACAGUGGAACUCUCUGGACGGAGGAAGGAUUUACCUAGAGCUACAACUUUUAAAUGAGCAUUCCUUGGGAUUUGAUUCUAAGCAAGUUCCACUCAAUGCUAGACCAGGCAAUUCUGUCAAAAAUUUACACUACCAGCCUAGUUUCCUCCUGUAUAGUCAAAACAAACAUAGGAAGAGAUAGUUCAAAAAGCCAAGGCACAUAAUUAACAUUCAUUUCAUGUAAAUGCCAAAUAGUUUAAACUGGGCCAUCUUGGAAAUAUUAAAUCCCAGUCCACUGCAAUCAAAGCUAUAAAAUAUGCAUAUGGCCAAUUUAUCUUUUAGAAGUCAGCAUAGUUGCAGCUCAAACCCUAAAAAGGGGAGUGAGAGAUUUUAAACUGACUGUUGGAUUUUAAUUUUCAAAAAAACUUAAAUGAAAAUAAGGCAUUGGGCUGGUCCAAGAUGUAAUACCAGUCAGUUAGCACCUGUGGUUGUUUCUAGUUUGUUGUCUUUUAAUAAGUUUUAGCCUGGCCUGAUUUUUUUGAGGCAUUACCUUGGUGGCAACAGGGCAGGGCCUGUACUUCCUCACAGUAACCAGUGUCCUUGUGUCUGUCCCCAAGCGCAGGGAUCUAAGCUGUGUCCAAAAGGGUUCUGAAUUCUCCAGGCUCAUCCGUUUGAAGCAAGGAAUCAUCAAAAAACCACUUUGUCUCCUUUGGGAGAAUGACAUGUCUUCAAUAUUUACAUAGUUUAUUCUUCUAUAUAUACAUAUGCAAAGCUUUCCUUAACAGUAAAGGGUACAUAUGCAUAGUGGGAGGAGAUCAGACCUUUACAGGUGAAGGAAAGCAACUUCAGAAAUGAAUUAUUUUCGUUGCUUUAUUAUUUUUACCGAGACAGAGAAGUAUUGUAUUGAGAGAUAUCUAUUUUCAUAAUCAAUAUAUGCCUAAAUUAUAUUUAAAUCAUUUCAUUCUGUACUAUAUUUUCAAUAAUCAUAGACUCUGUUGUUCAUCCACUUAAGGGCACCUCUGUAGACAUAACCUAAAACUGCAGAAGAAUCUGAAAGAUCCAAACAUGCCAUGCGUAGAAAAUGCAGAUUUGGGAUCUGAUGUGUAACUGCAUUAAUAAACGAUGUGAAAUGUUGGAAA